CUUGUGUCUCAUGUUGAUCAGGUCAAGCCGUGAGGAAUGAGGUCCAUCCAGAUUAUGUUCCUUCCAUUUUUGACCACAAUUCCCCAUCAAAAAAAGGCUCGGUUGGUGGUUUUAAAGGAGGAGCCAUGAAGCGGUCGCUCCGUAAAGUGAAAACUGAACGUCAUGAGCUGAAAGUGAAGAAGGAGGAUGAAGAUGAGACACUUCAUCCACCGAAUCAACCACGGAAUUCACCAGCUAUAAGAGAAAAUAUCAACGGGGCAGUUACCAUGGAAACCAUGGAUAGGGUGAAGGAGGCAGUGAAGGUCAAAGAGGAAACGCGGUGGGAACAAAUGUACCCCCAGUUAAAAAAGUGUGUAAUUGUCGUUGGCCGUGAGAGGUUAAAGAAACUGGAAGGAUUUAAGCUGUCGGUAAAGAACAACAAGAUGUCAAAAAAAGACGAACAUUCAGAGACAAAAUUUGAUUGGAUGGAGCCGUUGGAAAUGGAUGUAGACAAAAAAGGCCGUGGCAGACCUCGACGCAUUAUCUACGAAGAAUUGAAAACAUUUGUGAAGAAGGUGAAAGUCAGUGUUCCUGAGAGCCACGCCAACACCAACAGUGCUGCUCGAGUGUUGAGGCCUCCAGUGUUGAGGCUGCACCAUUUCCCCAAUCCGGACGGUACAAUCAACUCUGACAUUCUCUCCCCGACUGAGUCGUCCUUUGGGCACUUGGGCCGCAACAGGAGGGUUUUCCGGCACAAAAAAUACAACAACGGUAUCAGUGAGAACAACAGCAAAGAAAAAGUGAACAGUGACCACCAGGUCAGUAAUGAUGUCAGCCAAUCAGAAACAGACCACAACUACAGCCUCGCCAUCAACAUGCAGGACAAGCUCGGCGUCGAGGAGCACGAACCCUGCAGCCAAUCACAAGAUGUUAGUUUAUUGUCCUGUGAACAGGAAGCUGGAGACUCCCACAGCUGCUGCUCAACAGAGACAAUGAAACCAUCAAACAUUGUAUUCCGGAAGGUCCGGGGGGACAGGUGGGUGCUGAGGAGGCCAGAGAUGAAAAAAGACAAAGGGGAGGAGGAAGAAGAGCGUGAGGAGAAUGAUGACGGCAGCGUCAACACUGAGCAGGAGGUGAAGAGGAGGAGGUCAGCAAGAAGGAAAGUGAGAACGGAUUCAGAUGACGACGACGAGUGGACUCCACGUGUGGUGAAGAAGGACGAGGAGGAGCCCAAAAAAACCACAUGCCCAAAAGUGCAGCACAAGAGGCGUCGUGCGGCAUGCGGCCAGUGUGAGAGCUGCCGCAGAAAGGAUUGUGGGACAUGCGUCUACUGUCUCGACAAAUCCAAGUUUGGUGGGCGGAACACCCUGAAGCAGCGGUGCCGCAAUCGGAUUUGUUACGUGAUGAGGAUGAUGAAGCGCAGCCCGUGUCCAGGACAGAGCGGCGAGAGGACGGAGAGACGGAGUGACGUCUGGACAGAAGAGAUGCAGGAUCAGGAUGACGAGGGCAGGAAUAAGACCAGGGACACACAUCCGGGACCGGCUAAUCUCACCCCAGAGGAGGUGAGCAGAGGGAGGUGGGGGUGGAGGACAGACGAUGGAGAGUCAGAGGACGAUGACUGGACUCCUCAGUUUGAACAGGUGAGUGGACCUGGAGAGCAGCUUCCUGAUGGACUAGUUCCUGGAACACUACAGCUGGAACUGAGUCUCGACGGCAGCCAGCUCGUCCCCAGCUUUCUGUCUGACUCCUGUCUGUCCGGAAUGGUUCCUCAGGACGGAUCCCUCCUCUACCUCUCUCCUCCUCCAUCACUCCAUCCUCUACUCCUCAAGCCCAGAGAGGAGUGCCAAGCCACGCAGAUGGAAGCCUACGGCAGAUAUGGAGAAGUGGGAGGAGUCUACGCGGACAGCUGGGCCAUGCACGAAACAACUGGACAGCAGGAAGAGGAGGUGAUAGCUGUAAAGGUCGCAUACGGCCCGUCGGCAGGGGACGGAGAAUUCUGGGAGGAUGGAGGGAUGAUGGAGGGGAGCGUGGGGGGAAUAGAGGAGGAGGUGGUCGGCGUGGAGAUUGACGCAUACGGGAGGAUGUGGGAGGAAGGAUAUGUCGUGCAGGAGAUGGCCGGAGGGAGGGGUGAAGAGGAGGUGUCUGCUGAAGGAGUGACGGAGGAGGGAGAGCACUAUGACGUUGAGGUGGACGUGUCCGGGGUCAGCUCAGAUGAGGAGACGCAAACGGCAGAGAGUUCUGACAUCUCAGACAACUCUACUAAAACGGGAAGGGGCUCUGAUGAUGUCAUCAUAUGCAAUGACGCCAGCGAACCCUCAGAGAGCAUUUCACCGAACAAAGAAGUGGUCAGUACGGUAAAGGACAGUGGGCGGAGCCAUGAGCCUUCAGGCUGGCGACCAUUGUUGAGCCUGCUGCGUGCGCUGAGGCGGACAGUUCUGCCGGCACACUGGGUGGCGGUUCUGGCCGCUGGGCCACUGCUGCAGCUGCUUCAGUGCUCAAGGCUGUCCUCCAUGACGGACACCAUCGUCCACAUCAGGCCCGAUUACUGCUUCCAUAUCACCGUGCAGGACCGGCCGCUGCCCAGCACACACACGCUGUACCGCACCAACCCGCAGAGACUUGCCCAGCUCAGCCAGCUGGUGUCUCUGCUCCUGGACCUGGAGGAGAUGGUCAUGUGUCGGGGAUCGUGGGUUCGAUCCUUAACCCGUCAGCUGGAGGCGCGACCCGCCACCUGUCAGCUGCUGCUCAGGCCGGACCAUCUCACCUGCGUCUCCUGUCUCCUGGGAGGCGAGGGUGUGAAGCGGGGACACAUCAAAAGGGAGGAGGAGGAAGUGAAAGAAGUGAGAACAAAUGUACUGUCAGCGCCACAGACUCCCAGUCGUCUUCUUUGACGUCUGAACCUUUGACCUGGGCAAAGGUCACAGGUUUGAUACCCUGGCAACACGUGGUUAGAGAUUAUUUCUAGUGUUCCAAAAAGAAGUGCCUCCUUCCAAACACUUGUUUUUCCUUUAAACACUACUGAACGAAGACGGCUGACAGAGACAAAACGUCCCAGAGAAAGACAAAGCGAAAUGCUGAUGUCCGUUAAAGCUGCUCGUCCUCAACUCGCACAGUGUUAACAAAGCUGACGGUGCUGACGUGUCUAAACCAGCUGGCCUCAUCUUGGACACGCCCUCACAUAUCUGUCCUCACGUGUCCACAGUCACAUGUCUGUCAAGUAUCUGUAUCGUGUCUCCAGUCACGUGUCUGUCACGUCAGUCAUGUGCCAGUUACAUGCCUGUCACGUGCCGGUCACGUGUCUCUCAUGUGUUCACAGCCACAUGUCCAUAGUCACAUAUCCGUAGUCACAUGUCAGUCACGUCUGUCAGGUGUCUGUAGUCACGUGUCUGUGUCAUGUGUGUUUAUGUUUUAAAGUGUUUCCUGUUAACACUAAAUCCAAAACUUCUACAAAUGAUUCACAUGUGCUUUGACUGCAGUCAUUAUGUUUCUUGACAAGUUACAUGAUAAUGUAAACAUUAAACAUGCCGAUUGCUGCAAAAUUUUAGUCUUUUCACCUUGUCAGCUUUUUGUUUUUUAUGGCGGGUGUAGCCGUUAUUUUAGACAGUAAAUUGCUUUGCAAUUGACCUCGACACUGACGACCGUUAAAGUUUUCCGUCACAGUUUUCAUGCAACUCUUGGUGCUGAUGUGUUUUCACCAGCUGGCUUCAUCUCCGCCAUCACGUGUCUGUCGUCAUGUGUCUGUCACGUGUCCUUCGUCACGUGUCUGUCACGUGUCCAUUUUCACAUGUUCGGCAUCAUGUGUCUGUCACAUGUUUGGCGUCACGUCUGUCAACAUGUUCAUUUUCACAUGUUCGGUGUCACAUUUGUCAUGUGUUUGUUGGCACAUUUGGCGCCACGUCUGUCAACAUGUUCGGCAUCACGUCUGUUGGCACGUGUUUGGCGUCACGUGUUUGGCGUCACGUGUCUGUCGUUGCGUCUUUGAAGGUUUCGUUUUAAAGUAUUAAAUGUUUCCUGUUAAUUCAAACAGUUCACAGAUGUUCUGACUGCAGUCUUCAUGUUUCUCGCAGUUACGUUAUAAUGUAACAUUACAUAUGCUAAGAAGCCCCGCCUACUGUCACAAAGCCUUAGUCUUUUCACCGUGUCAGCCCUUAUUUUUUAUUAACCCUCUCAUCACCGUUAUUUUUGAGGUAAAAUUGCUUUACAGUUGCAGAGUAUUGAAGUGGGCGGAGCUUCACUGCGUCUGUAUGAAUGUCGCUGUUUGAGUGUUGGACACGAGGCACAGCUGCAGCUACGUGCACGAAUUUCUGGGAAACAAAAUCCAAACAUUUCAAACUGUUACCUCUGGCUGCCACUUGGGGCAGCAGUGUUUGGCGCCUGUUCAUGUAAAUGGUGAAGUUCAAAACCCCAAGUGUCAGAUGUGUUGUUGGAUCCUUCUUUGUCUUCAGGUGGGGUGGACUUGGUUGCUGAACUGGAUUUAGAUGGGAAAGGCCAAAAACUUCACUACCUCAGGAUUUGUUUGUUUUGUUUUGUUUUUUUAAUGCGUGUGAUAGUUUUAACUCAUCUGAUUUCUUCUUUUGAGAUUUCGGGAAUAAGUCAUAAUAUUUUGGGGAAAAAGCUUUGAAGAUGGACACAUGCUUCAGUUUCACUCUGCAUCUUCACGCAAAAUAUGCAUCUCGAGUCCAUGUUGUUGAUGUUUUAUUCCACCAGGGGGCAGAUGAGUGCAGAACAGUGACCGCGUUAUGAAGAAAGUCAGAUUCUUAUCAAAACUUUCCACCAUUUUGUGUGCUUUGUACGACUCUCCCAACUAUGCUGCCUCUCGUGGCUGAUGUGGGUGUUGCAGUCAUCUUUAUUUUGGACAAACGCAGGAAACACGAUGUCACAAAUAUGCGCAUCUUUACUGUUAUGACAAUAAGUAAACAGAAUAAUGUGUAAACAGAAUGUGUAUUUAUCAGAAAAUAAACAUUAAAAUAAAGCAUUAAUACAUAUUUAAAAAUCAGAAACAACACUGUAAAACUUGUGCUCGAACAAAGUCAUAGCUUAAACAAAAAUUGUUUCAGUAAGAGAAAAAAAAAGCAAAUUAAUGAAAGUCUUUGUUUUACCAAAGACGCUGCAACAGUUCCAGAAUAAAGAUGUUUUGCAAGUUCUCCCACUUAGAAAUCAUUUAGGGGUCUGAACUUUUCAUCUUAGGUGCAUGUCCACUGUGAGAGACAUAAUCUGAACAAAAAAAAAAAUC
Thalassophryne amazonica is the source of this 5212-nucleotide messenger RNA. RefSeq names its product methyl-CpG binding domain protein 1a (gene mbd1a). The record is from RefSeq and is a predicted model, not a curated record. The coding region runs from base 126 to 2870 and encodes 914 amino acids. The transcript is spliced from 15 exons. NCBI's taxonomy places the organism in Eukaryota, Metazoa, Chordata, Actinopteri, Batrachoidiformes, Batrachoididae. Gene Ontology annotation, molecular function: DNA binding; zinc ion binding.